Salvelinus namaycush (lake trout) is the source of this 1246-nucleotide messenger RNA. It is a transcript of the gene dnajc25, whose product is annotated as DnaJ (Hsp40) homolog, subfamily C, member 25. Gene Ontology annotation, biological process: protein folding. The transcript is spliced from 4 exons. Gene Ontology annotation, cellular component: endoplasmic reticulum membrane. NCBI's taxonomy places the organism in Eukaryota, Metazoa, Chordata, Actinopteri, Salmoniformes, Salmonidae. The coding region runs from base 37 to 1080 and encodes 347 amino acids. The record is from RefSeq and is a predicted model, not a curated record.
ACGCGGAUCAAAUUCUGCGACUCAUCAAGUGGUGAAAUGGCUGUACUCACUGAGUACGGCCGACACUCUGGUCAAUGGAUAGGCAUUAUAUUAAUUGUGGUGGUUUUCGUACCCUCUGCCACGGCGCUUAUCGAGGGACUGUAUUGUGGCACCGAGAUUUGUUACGAUGUGCUCGGAGUAUCGAGGGAAGCGGUUAAAUCGGACAUAGCCCGGGCUUACAGACAGCUAGCCAGAAAGUAUCACCCGGACAGAUUCUCAAGUCUUGCAGGCGAGACUCGAGAAAGUGCUCAUCAAAAAUUUCUGCUCAUUGCGACUGCGUAUGAAACUCUGAAGGAUGAGGACUCCCGUAGAGACUAUGACUAUAUGCUGGACAACCCUGAAGAGUACUACAGCCACUACUACACCUACUACAGGAGACGACUGGCACCUAAAGUGGACGUACGGAUAGUCAUUCUGGUCACUGUGGUUGCUAUAUCCAUUUUCCAGUACUACAGUUGGUGGGCCAGCUACGCUGAAGCCAUCAACUACCUAUCAACGGUCCCCAAGUACCGUAUCCAGGCGACAGAGAUAGCCAAGCAGCUGGGUCUCCUGAACAAGACAAAAGAGAAGGGCAAGAACCGACGGUCCAAAGAGGAGAUCCGGGAACAGGAAGAAGAGAUCAUCCGUGACAUCAUCAAGAACAAGAUCGACAUCAAGGGAGGCUACCAGAAGCCUAAAAUCUUGGACAUCCUGCUCUGUAAGAUUGUCCUGUUCCCCUACUGCCUGUGUGCCUAUGUGGUCUGGUACUGUAAGUGGCUCUACAGGUUCACCAUCUGCAGAGAGGAGUACGGAGACGAGGAGAAGCUGUACAUCAUCAGGAAGAACAUGAAGAUGUCUCAGUCUCAGUUUGACAGUCUGGAGGAGGAGCAGAGAGACACCUUACUGGAGAGGCAGCUCUGGAUCAAAGACAACUAUGAGGUGUACAAGGAAGAACAGGAGGAAGAGAUGAAGACGAAGAUGGCCCUGGAUCCCAGGUGGAAGAGGUACCGACGGUGGAUGAAGAAUGAAGGACCAGGACGGCUCACUUUUAUUGACGAUUGACAACAUGCCGAUCAAUAAUCACACCUGACUUGUGGCAAUAUAUACAGAUACACACUGUGUUAUACCGAUACAGUGCAUUCGGAAAGUAUUCAGACCCCUUCACUUUUUCCACAUUUUGUUACGUUACAGCCUUAUUCUAAAAUUGAUGGGAAAAAAUAUUUAAGAA